AUGGGAGCCGAAGAAGGAUACAAGCCCACGACAUGGGCCGGCAUCAAGAAUGCAACCCUCCCUGCUCAAGGCGCUGGUAAUCAGACCUUUGACAAUCGCAUCUUCUUUGGUGUGUGUGCUGGUGUCCCUCUCUUUAUCAUGUACAAGCUUGGCCUCUCCUUGUGGUUUGGUAUCAUCUUGGCUGUCUUGUUGUUCCUUCCCAUUUUGGCGUGCACUUUGUACCUGACAUCUCGUUUCGCGUCGCGUUAUCGCAACCGUGUUUCUCUUCCUGGCAAGCCUAUUGAAGACUAUUUGAUCAUCCAUGACCCUGAACUCAAGGCAAAGUACCAUGGCCGCAACAAGAUCCCCAUGGAGACCUUUUUCGAAUCGUACUUUGAAGGCAAGAUUGAUUUCAACGGCGAACCUAUUGACGUGAUGGAAAUGCGCCACGAUUGGGCGGCCUUCCAAUUCCAACUUGGCCAAUUCAAGUUUUUCCUUACUCAAUGGCUCCCUGAGACCUUCUGGCACUCGCGUGAUCAAGAUGAAAACCAAGUUCGUGACCACUAUGACCGUGGCGAUGAUUUCCAUGAAGCUUUCCUUGGCCCAUCCAUGGUUUAUACCAGUGGUGUUAUGAGUGAUCCUUCCAAGGAGGAGACUCUUGAGCAACUUCAGGACAACAAGAUGCGUUUGAUCUGCGAAAAGGUUCAUCUCAAGAAGGGUGAAAAGCAUUUGGAUAUUGGCUGUGGCUGGGGUACUCUUACUGGCUAUGCUGCAAAGAACUAUGGAAGUGAUUCUACUGGUGUCUCUCUCUCUCGUAACCAAGUCGCCUAUGGUAACAAGAAGUUUGAGGAACAAGGUAUCAAGGACAAUGCCAAAUUGGUCUGUAUGGAUUUCCGUAACUUCCCUGCUGGCAGCCGCUAUGACAAGAUCACUUGCGUUGAAAUGGCUGAACACGUUGGUCUCCGCCGUUUCCAAACUUUCUUGCAUGAUGUUCGUGAACUCUUGGAUGAUGAUGGCAUGUUCUACAUGCAGGUUGCUGGUCUCCGUGCCACUUGGCAAUAUGAGGAUUUCAUCUGGGGCUUGUUCAUGGCCAAGUAUAUCUUCCCUGGUGCUGAUGCUUCUACUCCUUUGUACUGGUACAUUCAACAACUUGAGAUGGCUGGCUUUGAAGUCCACAAUGUCGAUACUGUUGGCGUCCAUUACUCUGCUACCUUGUACAAGUGGUACCAAAACUGGAUGAAGAACCGUGACUCUUUGCGCGGCAAGUAUGAUGACCACCUUAUCCGCGUCUGGGAUGUCUUCCUUGCAUGGUCUACCAUUGCUGCACGCCAAAGCUCAGCCACGUGCUUUCAGAUCGUCGCCCACAAGAACCGCAACGACUUUGAUCGUGCCAAGUUGGUUUGCCAGCGCACUAACCCUGCUGCUUGGGGAUCUAGCAAGUAA
This is a messenger RNA of Lichtheimia ornata, 1422 nucleotides long. RefSeq lists its product as uncharacterized. Gene Ontology annotation, biological process: cellular response to biotic stimulus. The transcript is spliced from 3 exons. NCBI's taxonomy places the organism in Eukaryota, Fungi, Mucoromycota, Mucoromycetes, Mucorales, Lichtheimiaceae. The record is from RefSeq and is a predicted model, not a curated record. The coding region runs from base 1 to 1422 and encodes 473 amino acids.